Molecule: messenger RNA, 2940 nt
Organism: Solea senegalensis (Senegalese sole)
Lineage: Eukaryota; Metazoa; Chordata; Actinopteri; Pleuronectiformes; Soleidae
Exons: 7
Coding region: 216-1403 (395 amino acids)
Source: RefSeq, a predicted model, not a curated record
UUGUGGCGACGCCCUGUUGAGUGGUUGGGCCAGGGAAACAUACCGCGGACAACUACAACAACAACACGAUAGACUGUGUGAUGUGCGUUUACAUCCCCAAUUUUAACGUCGUUUUGUUGGAGUGUUGGUGUGACAGUAACAUGUCAGCAGUUGCACAUAUGUUGAUGAACUACACGCAGUAGUAUCGCGCUCACCAGGUCGACUCUGGACUCGAGAUGUGUUACUGCACGAUGUUCGUGUUGCUUUUGACACUCGGUAUCGCUCUCUGUACCGGCUAUGAGACUGAUAAUGUGAAUUAUGGCGACCAAUUCAGGAUAAGGCUGUCUUAUAGAGCCCACACGCUGACGUUUUUCCGUGAUGGCAACACAGAUGGGACCAUCCUGUGGAGCCGUUACAAUUCUGCAGACACUGAGAGAAGGGGGAACAAGAUUGGUGUCUACUAUAUAAUAGAUAAAUCAACCCCACGGGACAGUGGCAGGUAUGAAGUAAGGGAUAAAAAUGGCGACCUUCUGUCCGAAAAGUCAAUUUAUGUAAACGCAAUCACAAGGACCAUUCAACUGACAGCUCAUGAGGAAUUCCGCUUCAAUUUUAAUCUAGAACAAGACUCCUGUAACAUAAAAUUUAAACCAUUAAGUCAAUAUGAAGAGUUUGUUUUAGUUGUUAGAGGCAGACUGCGGAGGGUUAUAUAUAACGAUAUCUGUGAAGAGCUUAGAUUUUUGCCACCAUGUGAGGUUUUCUAUGAGGAAGUCAUAAAGUCAUGCGAAGGAUACUUUGAGGUCCAUGACAAUGAUGACAACCUGGCUUGGCGGUUGGAACUGAAUGUUGAGUCUCCCGAUUUUGAUGCUUUUGAUGUAAACUCCGUCAUUUUUCCCACUGUCAUUCCCGGUGUCAUAAUUGCCUGCUGUUGUUGUUUGAGGCGCCUAUGCUGCAAGAAAAGCUCCAAAAAGGACAAACCGAACGAAAAUGAACCUGUUCUGUUGAGGAGGACUGAUUUCAGUGAACACUCUGAGACGCCAUACCCAGCUCAGCCUAAUGCUUCAACUGGCCCACUGAUACACAACCCUCCUGUGAACGUACCACCUGCAUAUUCUGAGGUUUCAGCUCCCAAUGUCCCUCCCUCCUAUGCUCCCACUGUCCCUCCGCCAUAUGCUCCCACUGUCCCGGUGUCCUAUGAUCCCACUGUCCCUCCCUCCGAUGCUCCCACCGUCCCCGUCUCCUUCACUCCCACUGUCCCUCCCUCCUUUGCUCCCACUGUCCCGAUCUCCUUCGCUCCCACUCUUCCUUCCUCCUCUGAGUAUGAGCCACGCUUUGAACUGAAGAGUUUUACCCUUUCCUCUUACUCCCCUCUCAGUUCAGACUCAACUGAGGGCGGUGUCUAUCAUUCAGACAAGCUGAACUUCUGAAAACCUUAAAAUUUAAUGGUGCACUCAAACUGGUCAACUUUCACAUUAGCGUUAUGUUAAAAAACAACAACAACUUUUUUAUUAGAAAGUGACUAUACACUGAUACAACUACACUCAUGGAUAGUAUAUUAAUACACCUUUAGAAAAUAGUAUGCACUGUACCUUUAAACAAAUAUAGCAUGAGUGCAGUCUUUUGCCUCUACACAAACAUUUUUUUUGUAUCGUUCAUGUUAAGUUAACCAGCUGUUGAUGAAUCAUCUUGUUCAACCAUCAGCAAAAUGUGAAACUUGUCUUUCUUCACUCAGACAGUUAAUCAGUUACCUACACUGGAAGCAGAUUCCGUGAUGUUUCACUCUGUAGGCACCUGAAAACAAACAAGGAGAACAAGUGAGGACCACAUUUUUCUAUCUGCUUUAGUGCCGUUUAUUUGAGUUCAGUGUCAACAUUCGAAGCCUUCAUAAGCCACAUGUGACGAACAGAGCAUGAGACCUUCUACUCAGAGGCAUAGGUUAGAGAUUUUCAGAGUACGUUGUGCCUUAUGAGUCUCACUUAGCGUCAUUUUUAAAUGCCUUUCAGUUCCAUGUAACACUAAGUGAAUCGUUUUCUUAUGCAGUCCCGUCAGCAACACAACUAUUCAAUACAGCCAACUUGACUGAAAACCUUUCAGGGAAGACAAAGUAAAGCUAAAUGUUUGUUCAUAUUUGUAUAAAACUGCAGUACACCACUUGCUCAGGCCACACACACAUAACAAUGUUUUUUUUUUAAAAGGUUUUAUAUUGUUUUACAACUAUAAACAUAUCACGUGCCACAGUUGCCUUCUUUGUGAAGUUUUUCACUCUAGAGUAACAAAGUGGCAUUAUUAUACCUCUGCGUGCUAUCCAUAUUGUGUUUUUAAAUGCAGUAUUUCAAGUGUAUAACCAAACAUGAACAUGCUGCUCACAGGUUUGACUGUGGCUCUAACUGCAUCCUUUUUUUUUUUUGCAUGUUUCUUUCCUCUUUCGUUAUAUUCUAACACAACUGUAGCGCCGUAUUUAGAGUUUUAAAUGUGAUAUAUGUCAUAAAAGUGAUGGUACACCUCUCAAAAAAGUCUCGACCGGAGGUUAAGACAGAGGAUCUGCAGUGGAGAUGCAUUAAAAUAGCUGUCUAAAAGUGGACACGAGGACAUACUGGAAGACAUCCUGGAGUGGAUACUUUUCUCCCGGGAGGGAGUCACUUUGUUGGUGGAUAUUUAAAAUAUAUUAUGUUUUUAUGGUUGAUUGUUACCGUGUUGUUUCCUAUCAUGUACAGAACAAAGUGUAAUGCUGGGUAAAAGUGAAUCAUGCUCAUACAAUUUUUGAAAUGGCAUUACAGUAACUGUCUAACACAUUUGUGUAAGUAUGUAGUUGUUUUAUAUGUAGUUCUCUUGUGAAUGUUUUUGUUUGCAGAUAAUGCAAUUUGUUGUUAGAACAAUAUUUGGAGUUGGUAAAGUCUUGUGUUUGUGUCAUGUCCUAUUUGGACACUAUAUCAAGUGCAUUAAACCUAAUAAUAGACCACUGUA